AUGGAAGAUAAUAAAGAAGAAAAUUGUGAACUGAAUAAAAACAGUUAUCCAAAUUUUCACCUAGCAGAUUUAUUUUAUCUUUUACAAUUAUCUAAUAUAUCAAUAAAUGAAAGGAAUGAAUUAUUACAAUCUCUUUUUGAUGAAAUAAAAAAAAAUCAUAUGUAUCCUUAUUAUAAUUAUAUAUGUCAUGAAUUAAAUUUAAAUUUUGAUGAAGAAUUUUAUAAAAGUUUAAAAGAAAAAGCUGAUGAAGAAUUAAACGAAAUAGAAAAUAAACUGUCCGAGUCAGCUGAAAAUUUUGAUUCUUUAGAUAACAAAAAUGAUGUUUUACUCAAGGCAAAUUUUUUCUGUAAAAUAAGUGAUAAGGAUAAUGCCAUUAAGGAAUAUGAAGAAACUUAUAAAAAAGGAAUCGGUAUGGGCAUGAAGCUAGACAUCCUCCUUACUAUGAUAAGAAUUUGUAUAUUUUAUAACGAUGUUAAGAAUUUAAAGAAAUACUUAGAACAAGCUAGAACACAAAUGGAGAAGGGAGGAGACUGGGAAAGAAAAAAUAAACUUAAAAUAUAUGAAGCAUUAAAUUAUAUUAUGACAAGAAAUUUUGCAGAAGCAUCAAAAAUAUUGAUAGACGCAGCUUCUACAUUUACAGCUACAGAAAUUAUAUCAUAUGAAAAAAUUAUAUUCUACGUCGUUAUUCUUGGAAUAAUGACAGAAGAAAGAACCGUUUUGGACAAGAAGAUUCUAAACAGUUCUGUAAUUUUACAAAUCACAAGCAGUGAUGAAGAUUUACACACUUAUUUACAUUCCUUUUAUCAUUGUGAUUAUCGAACUUUUAUGGAGAAAACCAUAAAGAUUGCCAUGAGAGUAAAAAGAGAUAGAUAUUUAGGUAGGCAUUACAGAUAUUUUAUUAGAAAUACUAGAGUAAGAGCUUACAAACAAUUCUUAGAACCAUUUAAAAAUGUGACUCUUAAAAAUAUGGCUUUUGCUUUUGGAGUUAGUGAAGAAUUUAUUGAAAGUGAAAUAUCAUCAUUUAUUGCAAAUGGAAAAUUAAACUGUAAAAUUGAUAAAGUCAAUGGAUCGAUUGAGAGCAAUCAACCAAAUGAGAGAAACACAAUGUAUCAAAAUACUAUUAAAAAGGGGGAUAUCCUACUUAACAGAAUUCAAAAAUUAUCAAGAGUAAUUGACAUGUGA
Plasmodium gaboni is the source of this 1182-nucleotide messenger RNA. RefSeq names its product putative 26S proteasome regulatory subunit RPN7. Gene Ontology annotation, biological process: proteasome-mediated ubiquitin-dependent protein catabolic process. The transcript has 4 exons. The record is from RefSeq and is a predicted model, not a curated record. NCBI's taxonomy places the organism in Eukaryota, Apicomplexa, Aconoidasida, Haemosporida, Plasmodiidae. Bases 1 to 1182 code for a protein of 393 amino acids.